AAAUAAGAAAGAAGAGAUGGUACACUUGAAUUGUAUUAUUGAAAAAUGCUUAUUGCUUGUCAAAAAUCCUAUUUCUACAAUUGUCGUAAAGGUUAGUUUAAUGGCGAAGUUAUUGGAGCCAGAGGAAUUCGAUUUGCCAGGUAAAAAUCCGUCUGUAGAAGCUCAGAGGAGGUGGAGAGAUGCGGUUUCGUUCGUUAGAAAUCGCCGGCGACGGUUCCGGUAUGGUUCGAAUCUGGAGAAACGAAAAGAGGCAAAAGAGCAAAUGGAAAAAACUAGAGAAAAAAUUCGAGUUGGUUUCAUGGCUUAUAUGGCAGCACUCAAGUUCAUUGAUGCUGGUGAUCAAGGUAGGUCAUCCGACCAGAUUAGGGAUGAUAUAGGAGCUGAACUAGCAAAAGACUUGCCGGAAGAAGCUCGAGAAGCUGGUUUUGGAAUCAACCCAGAUAAACUUGCAUCUAUAGUUGGUUCCUAUGAUAUAAAAACUUUAAAGAAACUUGGAGGUGUUGAAGGGCUUGCAGGGAAGUUGAGAGUCUCAUCAAAUGAAGGAGUCAAAUCGAGUGAUGUAUCUGUCAGACAAAAUAUAUAUGGAUCGAACAAAUUUACAGAGAAACCGUUUAGAAGUUUUUGGACAUUUGUGUGGGAGGCUCUGCAUGAUUUAACUCUCGUCAUAUUGAUAGUUUGUGCUGUUGUUUCUAUUGGUGUGGGACUUGCUACUGAAGGGUGGCCGAAAGGAACAUAUGAUGGUUUAGGAAUUCUACUCAGUAUAGUAUUGGUAGUCAUGGUUACUGCAAUUAGUGACUAUAGGCAGUCGUUGCAGUUCAGAGAUUUGGAUAAGGAGAAGAAAAAGAUAUCUAUCCAGGUCACGAGAGAUGGAUCAAGGCAGAAGGUUUCCAUUUAUGACUUGGUGGUUGGUGAUGUAGUUCACUUAUCUAUUGGAGAUCUGGUUCCAGCUGAUGGAAUAUUCAUAGCAGGAUAUAGCUUGCUAAUUGAUCAAUCGAGCUUGUCUGGUGAGAGUGUACCAGUAAGCAUAUCUGAGAAAAGACCUUUUCUUCUAUCGGGAACCAAAGUACAAGACGGUUCAGCUAAGAUGCUAGUGACCACUGUUGGUAUGAGAACUGAAUGGGGUAAGUUGAUGGAAACUCUUAGCGAGGGAGGAGAAGAUGAAACUCCUCUGCAAGUUAAACUGAAUGGUGUUGCCACUAUUAUUGGAAAGGUAGGACUCGGAUUUGCUGUGGUGACAUUUCUUGUAUUAAUAGUAAGAUUUCUGGUGAAUAAAGCUACUCACCAUCAUAUCACACAAUGGUCCUCCAGUGAUGCAUUAACUCUUCUAAAUUACUUUGCCACAGCUGUAACUAUAAUCGUUGUUGCAGUCCCAGAAGGAUUACCUCUGGCUGUCACAUUAAGCCUUGCAUUUGCGAUGAAAAAGUUAAUGGACAAUAAAGCAUUGGUGAGGCAUCUUUCUGCUUGUGAGACAAUGGGUUCAGCUACUUGCAUCUGUACUGAUAAGACAGGAACACUAACAACAAACCAUAUGGUAGUAGAUAAAAUAUGGAUUUGUGAAAAGGCUAAAAAGGUAGAAAAUGGCGGAUCCGCAGAUGCAAUAACAGAUUUAUCAGAAAGUGCUCAGGACUUACUAUUGCAGGCAAUAUUUCAUAAUACAGCAGCUGAGGUGGUUAAAGACAAGGAUGGAAAGAAAUAUGUUCUGGGUUCACCCACAGAAUCUGCAAUAUUAGAUUAUGGAUUACUUCUUGGUGAUAUUGAUGAUAAAAAAAAGGAUUGUAAAUUGCUGAAGGUUGAACCUUUCAAUUCAGCAAAGAAAAGAAUGUCAGUGCUUGUUGGUCUUCCUGAUAGCAACACCCGUGCUUUCUGCAAGGGUGCAUCUGAGAUAGUCUUAAAAAUGUGUGACAAGUUUAUUGAUUGUAAUGGUGAAAUUGUUGAUAUGUCAGAAGAACAAGCUACGAACAUCACAAAUGUCAUUAAUGAAUUUGCUGAUGAAGCCUUGCGUACUCUUUCCUUGGCUUUCAAGGACGUUGGAGAUGGUUAUCAAGAAAAUAAUAUUCCUGAUAGUGGCUAUACAUUGGUUGCAGUAGUUGGAAUCAAAGAUCCAGUUCGUCCUGGUGUUAAAGAGGCAGUUAAAUCUUGUUUAGCUGCGGGAAUUACUGUAAGGAUGGUCACAGGGGACAAUAUUCAUACGGCCAAAGCCAUUGCUAAGGAAUGUGGUAUACUAACUGAUGAUGGUUUGGCCAUUGAAGGCUCAGAAUUCCGCAACAAAAGUCCUGAUGAAAUGAGGCAAAUAAUUCCUAGAAUUCAGGUUAUGGCUCGAUCAUCCCCUACUGACAAGCACGUGCUGGUAAAGAAUUUGAGAGGCAUGUUUAAAGAAGUAGUUGCAGUUACUGGUGAUGGCACAAAUGAUGCCCCUGCCUUGCAUGAGUCAGAUAUUGGACUUGCUAUGGGUAUAGCAGGAACGGAGGUUGCGAAAGAAAGUGCUGAUAUUAUAGUGCUUGAUGACAACUUUAGCACAAUUGUGAAUGUGGCUAAAUGGGGCCGUUCUGUAUAUAUAAACAUUCAAAAAUUCGUGCAAUUCCAGUUGACUGUCAAUGUUGUGGCUUUGAUGAUCAAUUUUAUUUCUGCAUGCGCCUCAGGAUCUGCUCCUCUUACAGCCGUUCAGCUUCUUUGGGUCAACCUUAUCAUGGAUACUUUAGGUGCACUCGCACUGGCCACUGAACCACCUCAUGACGGACUAAUGAGUAGGCCUCCUGUUGGAAGGGAUGUAAGUUUCAUUACAAAGACAAUGUGGAGAAAUAUAAUAGGGCACAGUAUCUACCAGCUGGCUGUACUCUUAGCCUUCAACUUCGCGGGGAAGCAGAUUUUGGGACUUGAAGGUUCAGAUUCUACAAUGGUUCUGAAUACUUUCAUUUUCAACACCUUUGUGUUUUGUCAGGUUUUCAAUGAAAUAAACAGCCGUGACAUGGAGAAGAUAAACAUUUUCCGUGGCAUUUUUGGCAGCAGUAUUUUCAUAGGUGUCAUGCUUGCUACAGUUGUUUUCCAAGUUAUCAUCGUCGAGUUCUUAGGCACUUUUGCCAGCACUACACCACUUAGCUGGCAACUAUGGCUGCUCAGUGUCCUAAUUGGCGCUGUAAGCUUGAUCGUUGCUGUUAUUUUGAAGUUGAUCCCAGUCGAAAAGGAAGCUCCUAAGCAACAUGAUGGUUAUGAUCUGGUCCCAGAUGGUCCAGAACGUGCCUAAGAGUGAGGUAAUCAAAUGCAAUAGAGAAUGUCUUGCUUGGAAAAAGUUCAUUUUAGAAAAUACUACGAGGCCUUUUUGAGGUAAGAAGGAAAUCAAAACAAAUGGAGAGAAAAUACAAAAUGCAGACUAAAAAACAGCUAAUUUCACCAUCUAACCUCCAAGUUGCACUUGAAAUUUCUUUGUCGAUUCUCGUCUCUCUUUCUGAACAGGUGUUUGAUGGAAAAGCUCUUUUUCUUCCUUUUUGGUUUGUGAAGAGACUAUUCCUGAUAAGACCAGAUUUUGAAACUUUAGCUUUCGUUACUGAAUGCUCUGCAAGUGUUUACAGGAUGGAACAACUGAUAUCUGAGGAAUGUCCGAACCUCAUAAUUCCCUUUGGCUUACUGAGAGACUCGUGUUGGUUGAUCGUCUUUCGAUAUGUCAUAGAUUUACUGUUAUAUUUUCACAUACUUUUACUCUAUUUGAACUUUUGUUUGCCUUGUUCAUUGUUCAUCUCCAAGCUUUCUCUAAUACAUUACUUUGUUAUUCCA
Solanum tuberosum (potato) is the source of this 3768-nucleotide messenger RNA. Its product is annotated as putative calcium-transporting ATPase 11, plasma membrane-type. The transcript has 8 exons. Lineage: Eukaryota; Viridiplantae; Streptophyta; Magnoliopsida; Solanales; Solanaceae. Gene Ontology annotation, molecular function: ATP binding; P-type calcium transporter activity; ATP hydrolysis activity. The record is from RefSeq and is a predicted model, not a curated record. Gene Ontology annotation, biological process: calcium ion transmembrane transport. The coding region runs from base 17 to 3241 and encodes 1074 amino acids. Gene Ontology annotation, cellular component: plasma membrane; intracellular membrane-bounded organelle.